This is a messenger RNA of Phragmites australis (common reed), 1973 nucleotides long. RefSeq lists its product as uncharacterized. Lineage: Eukaryota; Viridiplantae; Streptophyta; Magnoliopsida; Poales; Poaceae. Bases 204 to 1157 code for a protein of 317 amino acids. The record is from RefSeq and is a predicted model, not a curated record. The transcript is spliced from 4 exons.
GGACAAUCGAUUGCCAAAAAAACCGUCGCCGUCCAUCCGAUCCUCCCUCGCCACGGCGACGACGCCCGAGCUCCUCCCCCACAUCGCUCUCAAGCCCGAAGCGGCUUCCUCUCCCCACGCCGAUUGCUCCCACGCGAGUUACUGAUGACUAAUUGUUGACGCUUGUAAGUUGUCGCUGCUUGAACUUCGAAGGAAUCUGCCAGAUGAAGGCCAAGAAAACUGUGAACGGAUCAUCAUGCAGCAAGAGCAAGUUGUUUGACAGUCUGAGUGGCAAAGAUGUUUCAGAAAUAGAUCCAUCGUAUAAACUUUUUCUGGAACAUUUAAGAAAAGAUGGGAACACUUAUGUCCUUGAUGUGCCAGACGGGGACCAUGGCAUGCCUGUUUCUGUGAGGUAUGGGGAGGAUGGUGCAUCCGAUGGAAACGCAAAGAACAAAGAUGGCCCAAAUUCGCCCAAUGGUUCACUGCAUAGAACUCAGUGUGUUCCAAAUGGCAAACGACCAGGUGUAAAAGCAGGCAAGGCUGCCAGUGGAAAUGUGGGUCACUCCUUUUCACCAAAGACAUUAUCUGUGAAGAAGAAGAAGAAGAAGACCUCAGCUGUGGAUGAAUCUUAUGGGUUAUUUCUGAGCCUUGUGAAGUUCAAGGAUGGUUUCAUGGUUAUCGAGCCAGAACCAGGUGUUACGAUUGUAUACGAGCAAGAAGAAGAGACUCCUGCUGGACAUGAUGAACUGAGAACUGGAAGUUCCACGAAUGACCAAGAACCUUUGAUGUCUCCACUUGAGAACAUGGGGGAAGAGUACGCUAUGCAUGCAUGUGAAGAUGGACUUGGACAGUCUGAUAAAAGUACAUCUUUGGAUAGUCAGGAUGUGAUCUGCACAGAUGAACGUGGACUUGUACUUUACACUGAACCUUCUGAUUUAAACGCAUGUGAAGAUGAUCAAGGAGCACCUCUUGCUCUUUGCAGUGGUGGUUCCUCAACAUUUGAUGAAAAACUCAAUGCCAUUUUAAGUCAGCCAUAUGACCAAAAUGAAUAUGAAGAGCUUUGGAGAAAAGCCACUGACCGGAAGCCUGUGAGUAGACAGAGACACUUGCGAAGUGCAUCAAAGCGCUAUGUUACAGAGGCAAUUGGGUUAUCGUACCUCGAUUACUACCCAGGCUAAAGGGGAGAAUAGAGAAAUCACUGUUUCAAGAUGGCAAGCAAUGAGACAAUAUCGUGAUGACCACAAAGACAACCUCUAAGCACCAAGCAACAACCACUAGCAGUAGAUUUGGACACGGCGGAAAAACAAAGACAAAUGAAAAGACUCAAGAUUGUAGCAGAUAGUAGCACCAUAGCAUACAAGCGGAGGCAAGAUGACGAGGCCGCGCACGACGUGAUGGGUCCUCCUUUGACCAGGGGUGGCGAACUAUGACAAGGUCGGCGGACGGUGCGACGACGCACAUCAAUCGAUGGUGAUGGCGAAACCGCAACACAGGGAACAACCGGUGGCUGACUAGUGAUGUGGAAGACGAUCUAGAUCUAACAAAGAUGAUGUUGACUCGGUGCUGCAUGGGCAUCGGCUGCUACAUCGCUUCCCCUUCUGCUGGAUGAGGGCAGCUGCCGAUUGGAAUGGUGACAAGGCCAGCGGAGAGCGGCGCACGACGGGCGGGCACAGGUCGACAGCGUGCGAUGGAUCCCGGCUGCGCGCGAUGGGCUCGCGCAGGUGGGCGGCGCACGCACGAGUGUAUUAGAGUAAUAUCCUAGUCCUAGGGUUUCCCUCAUGUACCUCUAUAUAUAGUGUCCAUUAUGCCUCAAUGUAUCUAUCCAUCACUUGUGCCAUCUAUACAAAAUUAGCAAAUGUAAUAUGUUCCUAUACACUUCUGGAUGCAUUAGCUCUUGGUUCUGGUACCAAUUUUGAAGGCUGUGAUUUCAAUGCUGCAAUACAAAGUUACCUGGCAUGAAAUCAAUUGGUAUAUUGCAUUUAGUACUUUUCAAG